This is a messenger RNA of Aspergillus affinis, 432 nucleotides long. RefSeq lists its product as uncharacterized. Bases 1 to 432 code for a protein of 143 amino acids. The record is from RefSeq and is a predicted model, not a curated record. Lineage: Eukaryota; Fungi; Ascomycota; Eurotiomycetes; Eurotiales; Aspergillaceae. The transcript has a single exon.
AUGGGACUCUCUAAAACCCUCCUCAGCAUUUCCCUCAUCGUCGGCCUCACCACCGCCGCUGUCCCCUCCGGCGCCUCGCUCUGCGUAGGUCAAGGCAAAGGCAGCUGCCAAUUCGGUGCCUACCAGCUCCAACCAACAGACACCUGCGAGGACCUCCAAAAGAACGCCGCCUUCAUCUACGACCACGCCUGCAACCAGAUCGGCCACGUCGAGAACUUCGCCGAGGGCGACUCCAUCGACUCCCAACUGCCGUACACCGUUGAUGUGCUGAGAAUUACGGGCGGGCCCUCUUGCAAUAUCAAGUAUAAGAUUGCGUACAGUGCUGGGGAUUAUGGGUAUGGGGAGCCGGCCGGGGGGGUUUGGGGGAGUUGCUCGGAGCCGGGAUAUGCGUGCAACUAUUAUCGGGUUGCGUUUCCUUGUCCGGGUUUUUAG